AUGUCAUCACAGCUAGUAAGAUUCAUAAGGGUUAGCGACAAGUCUCUCGAAGAUGCUAAAGCAUCCGACGAGAAUAGUCCAAGACUCCACGGGUCACACUACCUCCCAUCCCUCCGCCACCAGAUCACCAAUGACAGCACUGCAAGUAAAGACCCCAUCGCUCAGAUGGAAAAGGCCGGAUACCCCAUGGGAUUCAAUAUCAACGAUUGGGGCGCCACACACACAAUCAGAGAUAGCCUUAUUGACAUUCCCAAAAAGAAAACCCACCGAUCCGGUAUCCCAUUUCUCAAAUCCGAGGUCGGGGUGGCCAGCUGGACGUUUCGGUUGCAUGGUCUGGAUGCCAAUGGUGAUGAUGCUGAAGAGCCCUGA
Messenger RNA from Penicillium bovifimosum, 369 nucleotides. RefSeq lists its product as uncharacterized. Lineage: Eukaryota; Fungi; Ascomycota; Eurotiomycetes; Eurotiales; Aspergillaceae. Bases 1 to 369 code for a protein of 122 amino acids. The transcript is spliced from 2 exons. The record is from RefSeq and is a predicted model, not a curated record.